AUGGCAGAAACAACCCUCACAACCGACAUCCUCGACGCCCGACUGACCCGCUGCAAGACGCCGAAGGCCGUGAUUGAGUCUGGAGCCCUCUUGGACUUGAUCGACAGUCAUUCAAAAGAACUUUUCAGUGUAUUCGCGGAGCAUGAUGGGUUCGAGAUGCUUUGGGCCUACGAGGACAAGGAAGCCACCCUAGAUUUCCUAAUAGACAUGGCACUAGUACUCGUAAAUUCAUUUGACGAGCGGCUGGGAGUAAUGUCGGCCUUGGUGUACUAUCUGUGUGACCGAGACUCAUACUCAAUCGACAUCCAAUGGGCUUGGAAAGACGCGAAGCGUAUGAGCCAGUUUCUUCUCUGGGUUGAGGAUGUUUUGCAGGUAUCCUUAGCCCAGCAGACUUCAGGGGAACGCGGCGAGACGUCCAGGAGUGAUGUGUGCUGGUUGGUAAAAUGUUUAAGUUUGUUGGACGUGGUUUUGAGCGACUACCCGCCUGCCCGAGUGACUCCUUUGAUGUGGGAGUCGAUGUUCCGCCUCAUUCCGACACUCCUACGGGCUAGUGAGGCCCUCACCGCCGGCGGGUGCCACACCGGAGUUCGACAGCAGACCACAGGCCGGGGAUCGGGCACAACAAUUAGCAAUGUUCUCAACUCCAUAUGCUACUUCGGUCUAGGUCUAACGUUUAGAGAAUACGUCAGGGAUUACAUCACCAUUUCCGACAGGUAUCUGACUCUACCGAAGGACACACGCUGCUCAUGCAAGUCUUGCGACCUUAUCCGAGUCGGUAGAAAGGCCAUAAAACAACGCGAUGAAUUCCCGAUUCCACAAAACGCGGGUACAUACUUAUCACACCCGACCUAA
Molecule: messenger RNA, 852 nt
Organism: Gregarina niphandrodes
Lineage: Eukaryota; Apicomplexa; Conoidasida; Eugregarinorida; Gregarinidae
Exons: 2
Coding region: 1-852 (283 amino acids)
Source: RefSeq, a predicted model, not a curated record